Zonotrichia leucophrys gambelii is the source of this 1590-nucleotide messenger RNA. It is a transcript of the gene HMGB3, whose product is annotated as high mobility group box 3. The record is from RefSeq and is a predicted model, not a curated record. The transcript has 5 exons. Gene Ontology annotation, biological process: regulation of transcription by RNA polymerase II. Gene Ontology annotation, cellular component: nucleus. The coding region runs from base 125 to 733 and encodes 202 amino acids. Gene Ontology annotation, molecular function: DNA binding, bending. NCBI's taxonomy places the organism in Eukaryota, Metazoa, Chordata, Aves, Passeriformes, Passerellidae.
AGAGCCCCGCAGCCAAUCAGGCCGCUCUCGUAGGCAGCCAACGCGAGGCUGAGCCGCGCCGAGCCCCGCGUCGUGCCCUGCGCUCCGCUCCUGUCCACACUACCGCGAACAAUACAGAGUCAAGAUGGCUAAAGGUGAUCCGAAGAAGCCCAAGGGCAAGAUGUCUGCCUAUGCCUUCUUUGUGCAGACGUGCCGUGAGGAACAUAAGAAAAAGAACCCAGAGGUUCCAGUCAACUUUGCAGAGUUUUCCAAGAAGUGCUCAGAGAGGUGGAAGACUAUGUCAAGCAAGGAAAAGGCUAAAUUUGAUGAAAUGGCAAAGGCUGAUAAGGUACGAUAUGAUAGAGAAAUGAAGGACUAUGGACCAGCUAAGGGUGGCAAGAAGAAGAAGGACCCCAAUGCCCCUAAACGACCACCGUCUGGCUUCUUCCUCUUCUGUUCAGAGUUUCGCCCCAAGAUCAAGUCCACAAACCCUGGCAUAUCUAUUGGGGACGUAGCGAAGAAACUGGGUGAAAUGUGGAACAACCUCAGUGAUGGUGAAAAGCAGCCUUACAAUAAUAAGGCAGCUAAACUGAAGGAGAAGUAUGAGAAGGAUGUUGCAGACUACAAGUCUAAAGGAAAGUUUGAUGGCGCAAAGGGAGCAGCGACCAAAGCUGCUCGGAAAAAGGUAGAGGAAGAAGACGAAGAGGAGGAGGAGGAUGAAGAAGAGGAGGAUGAAGAUGAUGAUGAUGAAUAAAACUGUACAAUACUUGUCUCCAUGUGAAUACCAUAGAGUAGGGGAAACACCAUAAAUGAAGCACCUCUUAUUUGAGAUGGUGUCUCUUGCCCUUAUUAGGCUUAAUUAAAAAAAAAUUGGAUUCCGAUCGCGUUGUAGUUUCUAAAAGUGCUCUAGAAAUUGUAACUGGUUUACAUGAAGUGGCCAUGGGUGUAGUGAGCACCCUGAAACUGUAUCAAAGUUGUACAUAUUUCCAAACAUUUUUAAAAUGAAAAGGCGCUCUAGUGUUCUCCUAACUCUGUGCACUUUGCUGUUGGUGUAACAAAGCAUUUAAAAAUGUUUCAAGCAUUUUUUUAAUUUGUAAGGUGGUGUUACUAUAUGGUUAUUGGCUAGAAAAUCCUGGGUUAUAAACUGUACAUAUCUAUAGUUUGUAAAAACUAGACAGAUUCUUGUGGUACAUGCUUAGAGUGAUGAUGCCUUAGAGGAGCAGUGAUGACUUGGAGAGGCUGUUUGUUCCCCGGGGUGCCAUGGCCCAAAGCAUGCACUGUGAGGGUAGAUCUAUUUACACUACAGUGGGCGUCCAUUUAGCUUAAAGUUGUCUUUCUGUAUAUAGUGAAAUAGCAUUCUGCUGCCAUUCUUAGUUGUGGAAGGGGGUUCAGCUGGCAUGAGAAGUGUAUGGGUUUUUUUAGUUAAGUGCGGUAGUUUUUAAACUGAAACUGUAGACAUCUCUUCAUCGUCAACUAAGUGAAGAGCCAGUGCAGCAACUGAAGUUCAAAAACACUCUGUACUUAAACAAAUUUGCAACGUUCUGUUUUUUUUGUAUGUUUAGAAUGCUGAAAUGUUUUUGAAGCAAAAUAAACAGUAUUACAUUUUUAAAA